CUCCGGCGACCCCGGCCCGGCCGAGCGCGGCCACCCCCUCCCCCCGCGGACCAUUGUGAGGUCAGGGCCGGCGGGCGCGUUGGGGGGCCGGGAGAGACGCCCGGAGCGGCCGCUGUGGCCAGUAGCUGCCGCCGCCACCGUCGGCCCCUUCACCGGCUGCCCUGUUCAGACCUAGCCGGGAGGGGUGAGAGAGAUGCAGCUUGGGGCCCAGCUCCGGUACCGCACCCCGUAAAGGGCUGAUCUUCCACCUGGCCACCUCACCUACGGGAAGCCACGACCAAAUCAGCUUAGACCUCUUCUGGUGCUUGUGAAACGGAACACAACCAAAGUAUGGAUAUGGGAAACCAACAUCCUUCCAUCCGCAGGCUUCAGGAAAUCCAGAAGGAAGUGAAAAGUAUAGAACAGCAAGUCAUUGGCUUCAGUGGUCUGUCAGAUGACAAGAAUUACAAGAACCUGGAGAGGAUGCUGACGAAACAGCUCUUUGAGAUCGACUCUGUAGAUACGGAAGGAAAAGGAGAUGUUCAGCAGGCCAGGAAGAGGGCCGCGCAGGAGACCGAGCGUCUGCUCAAGGAGCUGGAACAGAAUGCCAACCACCCGCACCGGCUGGAGAUCCAGAGCAUUUUCACAGAAGCCCAGUCGCUGGUGAAGGAGAAGAUCGUGCCGUUUUACAGUGGCGGCAACUGCGUGCCUGUUGAGUGCGAAGAAGGCAUCCAGGAUAUCAUUCUGAGGCUGACGCACGUGAAAACGGGAGGCAAGAUCUCCCUGCGGAAAGCACGGUAUCACACUUUAACCAAAAUCUGUGCCGUGCAAGAGAUUGUCGAGGACUGCAUGAAAAGGCAGCCAUCCCUGCCGCUGUCCGAGGACGUGCAUCCUUCCGUAGCCAAGAUCAACUCCGUGAUGUGUGAGGUGAACAAGGCCAGGGGCACCCUCAUCACAUUGCUCAUGGGCGUGACCAGCAAUGAGACGUGCAGGCACUUAUCGUGUGUGCUCUCGGGGCUGACCGCCGACCUGGACGCACUAGACGUGUGCGGGCAUCCCGAGAUCCGGAAUUACCGAAGGGAGGUUGUGGAAGACAUCAACAAAUUACUGAAGUAUUUGGAUUUAGAAGAGGAAGCUGACAGGACCCACGCGUUUGACCUAGGACAGAAUCAUUCCAUUUUAAAAAUAGAAAAGGUCCUCCAGAGAAUGAGAGAAAUAAAAACCGAACUCCUUCAAGCCCAGAAUCCUUCUGAACUGUACCUGAGCGCCAAAACAGAAUUGCAGGGUUUGAUUGGACAGCUGGAUGAGGUGAGUCUUGAAAAGAACCCCUGCAUCCGGGAAGCCCGGAGGAGAGCCGUGAUUGAAGUGCAGACCCUCAUCACUUACAUUGACUUGAAGGAAGCCCUGGAGAAAAGAAAGCUGAUCGUGUGUGAGGAGCACCCGUCACACAAAGCCGUCUGGACCGUCCUCGGACACUUGUCCGAGAUCCAGGAGGAAGUUCUCUCAUUUGACGGAAACCGAGCUGAUAAGAACUACAUCCGGCUGGAAGAGCUGCUCACCAAGCAGCUGCUGGCCCUGGACGCAGUGGACCCGCAGGGGGAGGAGAAGUGCAAGGCGGCCAGGAGGCAGGCGGUGCGACUGGCGCAGAACAUCCUCAGCUACCUGGACCUCAAGUCCGACGAGUGGGAGUACUGAGGCCAAGGGGCGCCCGGGGCGCCCGCCGCGCUUGCUGUUCCGCACUUUACACAGACGUCCAUGUGUUUGCAGAGCUUUCCGUUCUCUGAGCCUCCCUGUGAUUUACACGUGCAUAUUUCAAUCUCAGUAUUUAUGAUUUAAGCAAAUUAUAUUCAGUAUCUCUGCUGCUUUUGAUAUCGCAAAACAAAUAUCAUUACAGCACAUUAACUUUUCCAUUGGAUCGUUAUCUGUAUGUUGUGUGGUUUUUUAAAAAUCAAAAUGGAAUACGGGCAGCUUUUGUAAUUUUUAACUGGGUUGUACAAGCAUUAAAAUGCAGAUAUUUCAGAAUCUAGCACUAGACAGCCUUGCAUAAUCCUAGAACAAUUAUGAGAAGGGAACAUUUUUGGUUAAGUAGGAGGAGAGCCCAAGCGCAGAAGCAGUACACUGUUUUAGUAUGCUAAAUAAAGCAGGAGGACUUUAUCAUUUUUAAAGCCUGAUUGGUCCCACCCCAUUUACAGGUGGGCUUGGGUUUUCUUUUUUUGGAUGGUCUGUUCUUUCAUAAACUUUUUGUUUGAAAAACAAUGUAUUCCCCCCCAUACUCUGCAUUGAGAGAGAGGAAUCUUAACUUUUGUGACAUAAGAAAAUUAUGACAAUUGAUAGCAAAGAAAUCUUCGAGACUGUAUUGAAAAAGGGAUAAAACACCAGCUAAUGCCUCCAGGUUGUUUUGUAAAAUCUCAACUUGCAGUUUUGCUUAGGAAGGAUGGGCGCAUUAAAUGAAGUUAAUGGACCUUUAGGAAAAAAAAAGGGAAACACCCAGACCUGGGGGGGGAUCAUGGGAACUGGAGCGCAGUUGUCAAUGUCAGGAGAUAUAAAACCAAGCAGACGAGUCUGAGUGAAAGGCGGACGAGCCUGGCGGGGCCGCACAAUGGGCAGACGUGUUAAACAUACUCGGUGCCACGGGACAGCGCACGGGAACAGGAACGGUCAGCCCUCCCCGCGGGACCCAAUCUUUACAGCUUGUCUGAGGAAGGCAGCCGUCGGCUACUGGCAUCUUGAACUUGGCACAAUGGGACCAAGCAGUAAAAGCUGCUGUGAGCACCAGCCGUGUUUCCCCAGCUCACAUCACUAGCCCCUGGUGUUUCCCUAGUGCCAGAGCCAGCAGGGUCUGUCAGGGCACGGGGUUUUUUCUGCGAAAGGGUAUCCAUGUUUCUGUAUACUUUCUGAGGACCCAAUUUUACGGUUGCCUUUUAAUGUGAACAAAAAUUAGAGUUGUGAAGUGCCUUGAUAACGAGUUGGUCCCAGCAUUACAAUUACCAGACUGUUCUUUCUGUAGUCACCUUUCACAAGUAAUCCUGGUCCAGUACAUCUCUUGAACUCUAUAGUAAUCCUUUGCCAUCUUUCUGAGAUACUCAUUUGGUAACUUUAUGUAAACAGCUAGAAAUAAGAUAGAUAAAGAAAUAGCCCUAAAUAUGCAAAAGAUGGUAAAAGUGUAACCCUAGACAAACUUCCCUUUGUGUCAGUAUUGCCCAGUAAUGAAAAGCCUGUGAUACGGCCUCCCUACUAGAAACGUACAUUGAAUAGUAGGGUCGAAGGGCAGUGCGUCCCUCCCAAUACACACCCAGCUCCUGGCAACUGAGGGGUCGGUCAGCAUAAGUUUUAUUUCAGGAUUGCUAUUCUGUAUCAUAACUUUAGGGUCCUCUGAAAAUCAAAGACUAAAUGCAGGUGGUGUCUGGUUACAGCACCGGAAGUCCAGGCUUUACUCCAUUCAGCUCAGAUGCCUGUGGUGGCUGUGCUUCAUUGUGAAUUUCAGGUCUGAAAGUUAACCCUCAGCAUUUCCUUUCAAAGUAUCCAUUGUUCUUUGAAAACAGUUCUAAGGCUGUGUUCAUUUCACACAUGUUCCAGAGCUUUGAGCAGUGUGUGUGCAUACGGGAUACUGAACUUGGCCAUGGUCAUUUUGGAUUGCUCACUUGGGUUAUUCUGACAUCAAAACCAUCAAAUCAACCUUGACUGCCUGGUAAGACAAGACGUUUCCUGUGUUCAGUCUGUUCCAGCUCCUUGUAGCUGCUUAAUCUCCUGAAAUGAGCCCUAGUGACACUGGAUUUAGCUUUUCUUGUCCCUCAUCGGGAGCCGUCUGUGUUAAUGUGGGCUGCCGCAUGUAAUCUUUAAAUGAGGCUCAUCACAUUGUAUUGUAUUUUUAUGAUCUGACAUGAAGAGAAUCUGUAAUGGAAGCAAAAGCUAGCCCUAAGAAUGUCUGGCCUUGGGUCUGCAUUAAACGGUGUAGUCCAUGUUCGUGCAAAAACUGCUGGGAACAUUUGUUUUCUUUACCUUCAGUCAGCACCGCUUCAAACACACUGCAUCCAGACAGACUGAAGUCAACCUGUAGUGAAGGAGCCACGAACAUACGUGGAAUCAAUAUGUGCACUAAGUACAGUUCAGUGCUUUAUUUCCUUAAAUGGCUUGGUGUAUGUGACAUAAUGUAGUAUAUUUGAGAAGUUGAACCAGUUUUUCUCAUUUGUUUUAUUUUGCCAAUUUUUAUCUGGUUUUUCAGGGUCUGAGCUUAACCUGUACAUAGUUUUUCUAAGCAAAGCUUUUCAGCUUUUAAGUCAUCUGGUACGUUGGAGAAUAACAGGAGACAUAUUUGCCGUUGAUUUUGAUGUAUAAUACAGGCGUGUCAUUCCAGUGUGUUGGUUCCUGCCUAUUUAUUUACUGUAUGACUCUUGUAAUAGUAUACCUUAAAUAUUCAGUAUGAUUUUGAGAUAUACAUAGUAGUUGACCCUUAAUUAUGAAUGAAAUAAAAAAGAG
Messenger RNA from Rhinolophus ferrumequinum (greater horseshoe bat), 4455 nucleotides. RefSeq names its product BAG cochaperone 5 (gene BAG5). Lineage: Eukaryota; Metazoa; Chordata; Mammalia; Chiroptera; Rhinolophidae. Gene Ontology annotation, molecular function: adenyl-nucleotide exchange factor activity; protein-folding chaperone binding. Gene Ontology annotation, biological process: protein stabilization; regulation of inclusion body assembly; negative regulation of protein ubiquitination. The record is from RefSeq and is a predicted model, not a curated record. The coding region runs from base 331 to 1674 and encodes 447 amino acids. Gene Ontology annotation, cellular component: cytoplasm; nucleus; membrane. The transcript is spliced from 2 exons.